Molecule: messenger RNA, 2870 nt
Organism: Loa loa (African eye worm)
Lineage: Eukaryota; Metazoa; Nematoda; Chromadorea; Rhabditida; Onchocercidae
Product: rho GTPase-activating protein 26
Exons: 23
Coding region: 9-2870 (953 amino acids)
Biological process (GO): signal transduction
Cellular component (GO): cytoplasm
Molecular function (GO): GTPase activator activity; protein binding
Source: RefSeq, a predicted model, not a curated record
GACAUAUAAUGGUUCUGCGGCCAUUAGAAUUUGCGGAUUGCCUCUCGGAUAGCCCAUGGUUUCGCCAAAAUUUGCGUGAACAUGAAAGUGUUCUGGAAGAUGCCCAUAAGAAUAUCAAAAACAUCGAAAUACAAUGCCGUGAGCUUAUCCAAUGUACGAGAAAACUUUCUGUGGCUCAAAAAGCAUUUGCAAAGUCGUUGAAGGAAUUUAAAAUUGUCACAAUUGGUAGUACUCAGACAGAUGAUGAACGAAAAAUAGCUGAAUGCGUGAGUAAAUUCGGGGAUUUUAUAACUCAGAUCGAAGAUCAUCGCGAAAAAAUUAUUGAAGACUCGGAGAUUCACUUUAUCGAACCUUUACGUAAAUUUCGAGUGGAAGGAAUUGGCAAGGUAUUACAUGUUGACAAAAAGAGAUACGAAAAGGAAUCCAACAAAUUUUAUGCAUCACUCGAAAAACAUUUGCACUUAUCGACGGCACGAAAAAAUGAUUUCAAAGAAGCGGAUGCCCAACUGGACAUGCAACAGCGAAAUUUCUGCAGUUGUUCGCUGGACUAUGUCACGGCGAUACAAGCGGUUCAGGAAAGGAUGAAAUUUGAAUUUGUAGAAACGUUAUGUUCAUUCGUAUAUAGCUGGCUUACUUUUUACCAUGUUGGUCACGUAACACAUGAGGACUUCAAACCUUUUCUAAGUGAGGUGCAAUCGAAAGUUCAAAAGGCGAAACAGAGCUAUGAGGAAACAAAGGAAUAUUAUGUGCAGCUCAAAGACAAAAUGCUGAUAAAUCAUUUGAAAAAUGCGGUAUUUCAAACGGGUAAAAGUGAUAAUGUUAAUGAAAAUCCGACGCCUCGAACCAUUUCUAGCAUUAAACAAGGCUAUAUUUUUGCUCACGAAAAGAGUAAAAUUCCAAAAACAAUUAGUAGAGAUGUUUUGUCAAAUCGAUGGACUAUGUAUUAUUGUGUAUAUCAAAAAGAAACGCGAAUAUUCACAAUGAUUCCAGUAAAUAAUACGGCAAAAACGGAUAUGAAAGGUGCGCUCGGGCAAUCUGUUUCUUUUAAAUUAAAGACAUGCACUCGAAGAGCUUCAGACAGUAUCGAUAAGAGGUUUUGCUUUGACGUCUUAGCAAUGGAUCGUACUGAGCAAAUGACGUUGCAAGCAUUAUCGGAAGAAGACCGCCGGCAGUGGCUUGAUGCUAUGGACGGAAGGGAACCUAUAUACUUACCUGGAGCAGGACCGACAUCAAAUUGCCCUGGAACAGCUCUCGAUGAUGGUGGUUUCGAUUUUGUGAGGAAAUGUAUAGAAGCGAUAGAAGAAAAAGGCAUACGUGAACAAGGAUUGUAUCGUAAUUGUGGUGUUACAUCUAAAGUUCAAAAGUUGUUGCAAAUUGGAUUGGACAAACGGCGAUCCAUUCAUGACAAACUUAGCUUUACCGAUGAUGAAUGGGAAAUUAAAACUUUAUCAAGUGCUCUUAAAACUUUCUUGCGGAAUUUGCCGGAACCACUAAUGACGUUUGACUUGCAUCCGCAUUUUAUUAAUGCCGCUAAAAUGGAUUUCAAGACACGUGUCUCUUGUGUUCACUAUUUCGUCUAUAAAUUACCGCAAAUACAUUUCGAGAUGUUGCAAAUUAUCAUCGAGCACCUCAAGAAAGUAGCGGAUCAUUCCAGUGAGAAUCUCAUGACGGUGGGUAAUCUUGCUGUUUGUUUUGGGCCAACAUUGCUGAGGCCAAAAGAGGAAACAAUGGCAGCUAUUAUGGAUAUCAAGUUUUGUAAUGUAGUUGUCGAAGUGCUCAUUGCAAAUUAUGAUCUCAUAUUUAAAAAUAAACCAAUAGAAAUUGAUAGUAUUCCUUGUCCGCCGAAAACUAAUGAUCAAGACGAAUUAGGUGAAAGCUCUUCCUUUGGAGAGGCUGGCGCUGCUCCUUCUGUUCUUUUCUCAAAACAACAAGCUUUGCCAUUUUCUCAAGAAGAAAAGCGAUCACAACUAGAAGAUACGUCAAGUUCCAGCAAGCAUCCAAAAACAAUUACCACUUCAACCAAAUAUCAGCGCCCUCCCCCUAUUUAUGACCGAGUGCCAUGUUGCUACGCUGAUAACAAUGAUGAUUUAAAUAUGAACUCAUCGAAUCGUUCGAUGUUAGCAUAUGGUAAGCCGAGUACUUCCGCUGGAACAUCUCCUGUUACACCGAUAACUAAUAGUAGUCUGACUUACCCUGCUUCUGCACUUACACAGAAUACCGCAAAAUGUCAAGUCAGGCUGCCUUCACGUGAAUCACCUCCUGGACAUCCGCGAGAUGUAGCAGAACGUGAACGUCGAACACAGGUUGGGAAAAAAUAUGCAGAAAGUUGGGAAUCACUGAAUUCAGCAACCAGUGGUUCGGAACCAUCACCGAAUGAACGGUUCCGUUAUCAUCAUCAUCCUAAAACUGUGCAGGAACGGCAUUCUACUACCCCCAGGGCCAAAUUAAACACAUCAUACGCUCCGGCAUAUAAUCCAUUUUCAUCUGAAUCCUCCAUCAAAACUUCUAACUUAUUUCCCACCAACGCCAAUAACUGUUCUAGUGGACGUCGUAAAAUAUCACCUUUGCCAGUGUCAAAAUAUCAGCAAUAUCGUUGUCUCGAAUUAUCACGACCACCCAAAAACGUCGGUUUAUCAGACAACGGGGAUACGGCUCUUGAUGCUGCCACGGGUGAUAUUGGUGUUUGUGGUGGUACCGCUCCUGUUACCGAAGUACCUCUCAGUGAGCUCAGGGUUUCACCAUUGUUAACGUGUACUCAUACUUUGGGAGCACUCCAGUCAAGUCGGCGAGUGAAAACACUUUAUGCAUGCACAGCGGGCCACAAUACCGAAUUGUCUUUUCAGCCUGGACAAAUUAUUACUAACGGCUAG